Molecule: messenger RNA, 4008 nt
Organism: Rhineura floridana
Lineage: Eukaryota; Metazoa; Chordata; Lepidosauria; Squamata; Rhineuridae
Gene: GPCPD1
Product: glycerophosphocholine phosphodiesterase 1
Exons: 20
Coding region: 554-2581 (675 amino acids)
Biological process (GO): glycerophospholipid catabolic process
Molecular function (GO): glycerophosphocholine phosphodiesterase activity; starch binding
Source: RefSeq, a predicted model, not a curated record
UCCUCCUUCCCUUCCUUUCCAUGUCACUCUGCUCUCUCCUCGCCCCGCCCACUCCCAAGGCUCCGUCCCUUUCAGCCUUCCCAAGGCCACGCUUUCUAGGAAAGCCGCCGCAUCCCCUUGUUGUUCUCCCUCCACGACACCCUCUCUUUCUCCGCCGGCCUCUUUUCCCUCGGUCUCCCUCCCUCCCGCCAUCUCACGGCCCGCUUUCUGAUUGGCCGCGUCUGUCACGUGCUCCUGGUACCCACUUAGUUUUCCUUUCUCUCCGCCCGGCGGCGGCGGCGGCGGCUGGUGCCGGGGCGGCUGUAACCGGUUUGGGGCAGGGAGAGGCUUAGUCGUCAGCACACAGUGCACCGGGGUUUCUGGCUCGUCACCUCCGUCGUUAUUCUCCUCGAGCCCGAGGUUGACCGAGAGGAAGCUGCUGGAGGUGGGAAGAGGGAGCGCGGAUCGGCACCACCGCCGUCAUCAUAACCCUUAUAAUCCGCCCAUCCUCUGAAGCCCUCACAGUGCCGCUCCUUGGGCAGAGUACAGCAGCUGUUGAACAACAUUCACAAGUAUGGCACCUUGUCGCAUUACCUUUGAAAUCAGAGGAAUAUCGCCACCAGGAGAGGUUCUGGCAAUAUGUGGAAGCUGUACCUCUCUGGGAAAUUGGAAUCCCCAAUGUGCAGUAAUCCUUCAGCCAGAGGAAGAGGCUGGUGAUGUUCUGCUAUGGAGAGCUACAGUUGACCUUCCAAGAGGACAUGAUAUUGAAUAUCGAUAUUUUCAAGGGAGUUUUUUAGAACCCCAGAAUACCGAUGGUCCAUGCCAAGUCAUAAUUCACAAGUGGGAGACUCAUCUACCACCACGAUCAAUAACCCCUUUAGAGGACAUUUCCAUUGAUGAUGGGCACUUUGGAAUCUUUGAUGAUGUGGAAAGUACUGAUUCUGGAUGGCUGACGUGUCAGACAGAAAUAAGACUGCGCCUGCACUUUUCUGAAAAACCUCCUGUAUCUAUAACUAAGAGAAAAUUUAAAAAAUCCAGGUUUAGGGUGAAACUCACCCUUGAAGGCUUGGAGGAGGAGGGUGAAGAUGAUGAGGAUGACAGACUAACGCCAACACUUCAUCAAAAAAUGGCAAACACGUUGGAGAUCUCAGUAAUAAGUGAUACUGAAUUCAAAUCUCGACAUUCUCAGCCAGAAUGUGGUUAUGGUCUGCAGCCUGACAGAUGGACAGAAUAUACUAUACAGACCAUGGAACCAGACAAUUUGGAAUUAAUCUUUGACUUUUUUGAGGAAGAUCUUAGUGAAGCAGUGAUUCAAGGCGAUGCACUUCCAGGGCAUGUGGGCUCUGCAUGUCUGUUGUCCUCCACUAUUGCAGAAUCGGGAAAGAGCUCUGGUAUUCUCACUCUUCCUAUUAUGAGCAGAAUUUCACGAAAAACAAUUGGAAAAGUUAGAGUUGACUACAUGAUUAUUAAGCCAAUUCAAGGAUAUUUCUGUGAUAUGCAAGGUUCAUAUGCCAAAUACUGGAGAUCCAGAACAGGACUCGAUGUUGGGCAUAGGGGUGCAGGAAACUCUACAACCACCACUAAACUUGCUAAACUUCGAGAAAAUACUGUUGCUUCUUUGAAAAAUGCUGCUAGACAUGGGGCAGCCUUCGUAGAAUUUGAUGUACACCUUUCCCGGGAUCAGAUCCCCAUCAUAUAUCACGAUCUCACUUGCUGCAUUGCAAUGAAAAAGAAAGAUGAAUCUGAGCCGUUGGAACUGUUUGAAAUUCCCGUUAAAGAGCUCACAUUUGCCCAACUACAGCUAUUAAAGCUGGUACAUGUGACUGCAUUGAAAUCUAAAGACAGCCAAGAAUCAUUUAAAGAAGAUGAAAAUGCUCCUUCUGACAUGCAACCAUUCCCCUCCCUACAAAUAGUACUAGAAAGUAUUCCUGAAAGUGUUGGGUUUAACAUAGAAAUUAAAUGGAUCUGUCAGCAAAGGGAUGGUUUAUGGGAUGGCAACCUUUCAACCUACUUUGACAUGAACCUCUAUCUAGACAUAAUUUUGAAAACUGUUUUGGUCAAGGCUGGAAGUAGGAGAAUUAUAUUUUCUUCAUUUGAUGCAGAUGUAUGCACAAUGGUCAGACAAAAACAAAAUAAAUAUCCAAUAUUAUUUCUAACUCAAGGAAAAUGUGAAACUUACCCAGAACUCAUGGAUCUCAGGUGCCGCACAACAGCUAUUGCCAUGAGUUUUGCGCUGUUUGAAAAUCUGCUGGGGAUCAAUGCACACACAGAAGAGUUGCUACACAAUCCGUCAUUUGUUGAAGAAGCCAAGUCAAGUGGCUUAGUUGUCUUCUGCUGGGGUGAUGAGACAAAUGAGCCAGAGAACAGGAAGAAGUUGAGGGAAUAUGGGGUUCAUGGUCUGGUAUAUGACAGGAUUUAUGACUGGAUGCCUGAACAACCAAAUAUAUUCCAGACAGAGCAGCUAGAACGGCUGAGGCAGGAAGUACCGGAGCUAAAAAGCUGCAUUUGCCCCACUGUGAGCCAUUUUAGUACUAUAGGCCUGUGUAAGUGUAGUAGUAGCGCCUUAAAAUCAAGAGAGACAGAAAGUUCAAACAGUUUCUAGUGAGCUGCACACAGAAAGGAAUGCUGUUUGGUACGCACAUCCAAUUCUUUCCACUGAACAAUGCUAGGUAUGCCUCACUGUUCUUGCAUCCAAAUGAAGCAAUAACAAAUGGUCCACUGUAGAAUAUUAGAUUAUUGCUAGAUUGUCUAAGUCAUUGCUAAGAUGCUUGGUCAGUGCAAUUAUUGGUUGACUAUGUUGUGAACUGACCAGUUAAGAUGGAAUCUGUGUAUUGUAACACAGGCACCUGGUUUCUGAGCAAGCUGAAGUUCAAUGGUUGCCUAAAUUGCUAGGAUCUAAGCUGCCAAAUAUCACUGUUUAAUUGAUUUGACUCCAAUACUAGUGGAGACGACUGUACUGUAUAAGAUUAUAUUUGGCCUGGGGGGAAAGGUACCUCAGUUGUGUGCAUUUGCACCGAUGCAUGCAUCUAUUCAAACAGGUGUGCCAUCACAUUGCAAGACUGCAAUUAUAUACUUUCUUUUUUUUCCCGUUGCCUUCAGGUUGCUGCUAUCUUGUCUUUAUUUUGCCAGAUACAAUGAUGAAUGGUGUAUUCUGUUUAGCAAUCUACAGGGGUAUAGUACCCCUCCUCCACUGUUUUGUAUCUGAAUUUUGCUGAAGCUCAGAAUGUUUCAAUCAGUAUAAGCCAAAUUGCCAGUGUCUGACUAUAGAUUUUUUUUUAAAAAAAGAGUAUCAUUGUCCUUAAAUGUUAAAGGCACAGAUGCACAAUAUAAAAGCCAGUAAGUAAGUACUAAGCAUGAAGCUCUUGUAUGCAGCAGUCCUUGUGCCCUUGUGGUGCUAUAUGAUGCAAGGGUAGUAAGGGCUGAAUAAAAAUGCUUAAAUCUUUGUUGUCGAAAAAACAUAAGCCCUUUAUAUGCAGAUAGAGAAAUGAGGUUUUUUUACAAUCUCAUUCUUUUAUUUCUGGCCACUAGCAGAUGUAUUUAAAAAAAGAAUGUUAGAUUCAAUUUUCAAAAUGUAAUAGGGUCUCAGUCUUUAACCCCUGUGUAUAACUUAUUCAGAAAUUAUGAUAUAUAGUAUUUUGUCACAUACGUAUGUUUGCAUGUACUUAAACCCAUACCUCUCUACAGUACCAGGUAAUUGAAACUCAAGCAUCUGUAUCUUUUUACUGAAGUGUUAAAUGCAUAAUUAAAAUGAAUAUAUAUAUAUUUAUUUUCCUUCUAUGGCAUAUCAGCAAUUGAAACAGUCACUUGUAUAAUAUGAAUCUUGUCACUGCUGUACAAAGCUGAUUAUAUAAAAGUUCAAUAAAUGCAAGUAUAUGUACAUGGUUUUUGGUCUGUACUUCUGAGCUGUUUCAGGGAGGCAGUUUGUCUUGAUUCCUUUGUAUUGAACUUCCUUUUGUCCUCUACAAAUUGCAGUCUUCAAGUCUCUGGGAAUGAUCUUAUUUUAAAAAUAAAACGCAUUUUAUAUCUAAA